AUGAAAAAGCAGCAGAAUAUAAAUAAGGAUUGGACAUGGGAUAGUUUAAAAGACGAAUUUCUCAACGAAUUUCAACCAAUAGGAUAUUCUAUACUGUUAAAAAAUAAAUUAGAAAAUAGAAAACAAGAAAAUUUGGAAUCAACAACAAGUUACGUCACUGAUAUAGAAAAUUUGUGUAGACAGGUAAAUAAAGAUAUGAAAGAGGAAGAGAUAUGUAUAUAUAUACUAAAAGGAUUGAAAGAACCAAUUUUAAAUGCAAUUUCGUUACAUGACAAUAGCAAUUUAAAAAAAAUUAAAAAUAACUUAAAAAAAUUUGAACUAAUGCAAUUCAGAAUAAAUUCAAGAGAUCAAAACCAAAACGAAUACUCAAAAAUAUUUAACGAACAAAUACUUCAAUUAAACAAAAAAACAACUGAAAAAGCAGUGAUAGAAAUUGCAGAAUUAAAAAGUGAACUAGUAGAAAGAGAUAGAGAAUUUAAAAGAGAGAUAAGUAAAUUAAGUGAUGAGAUAAAACAAAUAAGUUUAUUUGGAAAAAUACAAAAUAAAACAGUUAACUUUGGAAAUGAUAAAUACGAAAAAAAUAACAGAAAUUAUGACCGUUAUGACGACAGAGGUAGUAGUUACGAAAGAGAAAUAAAUUAUCAAGGACACAAACGCGACUAUAGAGACAAAAGUCCAUACCCAGGGAGUGUAAAUCGUAGAAAUAGAGAAUCUAGUACGGACAGAAAAUAUGGAAGAGACAGGUCACUUUCCAGAGACAGAGAAUAUUAUAAUAGAAGACCAAGAGAAUCUAGUCCAUAUAGAAAUGAUAAUAGGGAUCAUAGAAAUAGGUCAAAUUCCAGAGAUAGAGACAAUAGAGGAACUAAUUAUCAUAACUAUAAACGUCAAUACAGCAGGGAUAAUAGUCGCGAAAGAACACCUGAACAGUAUAGGGACAAUUACGAAAAAGAAUCGAAAAGAGUUACAUGUUACAAAUGCAAUGAAAAGGGGCAUUACGCUGAUAGGUGUACCUUGUCAAAAAACGAUUAA
This is a messenger RNA of Rhopalosiphum padi (bird cherry-oat aphid), 1029 nucleotides long. RefSeq lists its product as uncharacterized. Gene Ontology annotation, molecular function: zinc ion binding; nucleic acid binding. The record is from RefSeq and is a predicted model, not a curated record. Lineage: Eukaryota; Metazoa; Arthropoda; Insecta; Hemiptera; Aphididae. The transcript is spliced from 2 exons. The coding region runs from base 1 to 1029 and encodes 342 amino acids.